AUGUUGUUCGCUCCACAGAAUGUGUCUAUUCAGGCAAUAGCUCCUGAAACCUCUCGACCAGCCAGUCAGGUCGCUCUUCCCGCUGUUGAUCCGGCCAGACCUGCGGAUUAUCAGCUAUUAGACGACAGAAUAAGGGCUAUUGAGGGUUUCUCAGCCUUUGGUAUCGACACUCGAGAUCUUUGCUUAGUUCCAAAUGCGGUGCUCCCGCAAAAAUUCAAGGUGCCAGACCUCCCAAAAUACAAAGGUCUAAGCUGCCCUCGUAGUUAUAUCACGAUGUAUUGCAGGAAGAUGGUGUUGUACAUCGAUAAUGAUGACUUGCUGAUCCAUUUCUUCCAAGAUAGUCUGUUUGGAGCUUCUCUGGAUUGGUACAUGGGUUUGGAACGUACUAAGAUCCGAUCAUGGAGGGACCUAUCUAAGGCUUUUUUGAAACAAUAUAAGUAUAAUCUUGACAUGGCUCCGACAAGGCUUCAGUUACAGAACCAAGCGCAAAGAUCUAAUGAAACCUUUAAAGAGUAUGCUCAGCGUUGGCGCGAGAUGGCGUCCAGGGUCAGACCAGCAUUGUCUGAUAAUGAACUUGUGGAUAUCUUCAUGGGUACGCUUCAAGGGUUGUACUAUGAGAAGAUGAUUGGAAGUUCGUCUACAAACUUCACAGAUAUGGUAACUAUCGAUGAACGAUUAGAAAAUGGGGUGAAAUCAAGGAAGAUCACUGAUACAACCGCUCCACAGACAACGAAUAAGAGGUCGCAUGGGGGCUUCGCAAAGAAGAAAGAGGGGGAAGCAAAUGAUGUGACGGCAGGUGCCCACCCCCAAUAUCAGUUUCCGAUGGCCCCUAUGUCGUACUAUCCCUAUCUGUAUGUCGCUGCAACUCAGUAUCAACAACCGUCAUGUCAGUAUCAAUCGUAG
Molecule: messenger RNA, 903 nt
Organism: Lathyrus oleraceus (garden pea)
Lineage: Eukaryota; Viridiplantae; Streptophyta; Magnoliopsida; Fabales; Fabaceae
Exons: 1
Coding region: 1-903 (300 amino acids)
Source: RefSeq, a predicted model, not a curated record